This is a messenger RNA of Medioppia subpectinata, 2640 nucleotides long. The record is from the annotation of a GenBank genome assembly. NCBI's taxonomy places the organism in Eukaryota, Metazoa, Arthropoda, Arachnida, Sarcoptiformes, Oppiidae.
AUGAGCCACCUAGUUAAUUCUGAGGGCGUUUGCGGUGACGGUUGGGACCUAUUUCAUCACAAAAACGACAAUAUAUGCUACAAAUACUGCCCUGAUGGUUUGGGCGACUAUCACACUGUGGCCACAGCGUGUAAGGGAGAACUAAACUCGUCGCUACCUAUCAUUAACUCUCAGGCAGAGCAGGAAUUCCUCAAUAAAUUGAUAGUAAAAUACAAAAUGAUUGAAAACGUAUGGCUCGACGCAACCAUUAAAGGCAAACACAUCGUAUGGACGGACAAUAGUCGCACGAACUAUGAAAACUGGUUGUCCGGGCGUCCGGUUAAUGAUAGCAAUUGUGUCGAAAUGUUGUCAGAACAAGUGAACAUGGGCAAAUGGGAAGAUAUGUCAUGCGCUAAGAAAAAUGCUUAUUUAUGCAAACGUUUUGUAGCAUGGUCGAGUCAACAAAUGGAGCGUUUGAUCAGAGAAAACAGUAUCCAAAUUGCACUUUUACAGGACUGUCCCUUGCCCGUUGGUUUUAUAUACGUACAGUUGCCGGGUCAGGCCGAACCUAACACACUGUGGCCUAAAUCAACCUGGUCCGAUGUGACGGCUACAUACGCGGGUCAAUUCUUUCGGGCCGAAGGUGGAGGUAGUUUAGCUUUUGGGGCAGGUGUCCAGUCGGAGGAUGCACCUCGACUUACAGACAUUGAUAAUAUUAGACAAGAUAGAAAUGGCGCUGGUCAUGUUACAAUUACACCUGGUGUUUACACUCCAUUCUUGGAAACAGGUGAUUUUGCUGUACCCGGCAAUAAUAAUUUGUAUAGGUUUGGCGACGAUUUGUGUGAAGUAUUGUUGAGUUAUCUGUCAUUUGAGGACCGAUUCCGGUUUGGCGACGAUUUGUGUGAAGUAUUGUUGAGUUAUCUGUCAUUUGAGGACCGAUUCCGGUGUGAAUGUGUGUCCACUCAAUGGCAACGAUUGAUAUUCACAACACAGACAACUCUCGAUAUAAAUACUCGUCGGUAUAGACUGUACGGAAAACGCAUAAACUAUGUAGAGUCAUUGGAGGUACUAAUGAAUGGGUUGACACAAAUGCGUGCAUUAAUUGAAUUACAAAUCGAGUAUUACUAUUGCGACGACCCGUUAAUGGCGUUAAUGGCCCGACAUUUGCGGCAAUUAUUUCGUAAUUUACCAAAACUCAAAAAAUUUACCCUAAAUUACGAUCACAAUUAUGACGAGAUAGUGUUGAGUGAAAUACACGAAACAAUUAACGAUUGUUUUACACAAUUAAAACAACUCGAAAUUCACGGACAGUUUGCCCGAUCAUUGUUUGCCUGCAAACAAUUAACGCAUUUAAAUCUGACCUUGAUGAAUUGCAAAAUCACCUUGGAAACAUUUGCUGAUUACCAUCAGUAUUUCCCAAAACUCAAGUGUUUAAAUCUCGGUUACGUUGACAUCCCGUGGCCUGUGUUGGAGUCGUUGGCAAAACACCCGACACUACAGUCCGUAACCGAUAUGAAAAGCGCAACGAAUCGCUUACAACACUAUAAACAGAAUUGCGUUAAAGAAUAUUCUGUUGACGACUAUAAUAGCGAAAUGAAAUACAGUUUUGAAAGUUGUUAUUGUAUGGAGAUUCAUAAACAAUCGUCAAACGUGCGAAUGGCCAGAAUCACCGAAGUUAUGUUUACUAUAAUGAUUAUAUAUUUCAAUUUUGUUACGAUCCGUACGGCCAGUAUUAGACUGAUUGGCGUUAUGCGGAGCCUUAUACAGUGUCCUAAGUUAAAGACAGACCAGCUAGUUAAUUCGGAGGGCGUUUGCGGUGACGGAUGGGACCUAUUUCAUCACGAUAGCGAUGAUAUAUGCUACAAAUACUACCCUGAUGGUUUGGGCGACUACCACACUGUGGCCACAGCGUGUAAGGGAGAACUAAAUUCAACGCUACCGACCAUUAACUCACAGUCAGAGCAAGAAUUUCUCAAUAAAUUGAUAGUAAAAUACAAAAUGAUUGAAAACGUAUGGCUCGACGCAACCAUUAAAGGCAAACACAUUGUGUGGACAGACAAUAGUCGCACUGACUAUGAAAACUGGUUACCCGGGAGACCGGUUAAUGAGAGCAACUGUGUGGAAUUGGUGCCUGAUGAGCUUAACAUGGGCAAGUGGCAAGAUAUUGCAUGCGCAAAGAAAAAUGCAUACUUAUGCAAGCGAUUUGUGGCAUGGUCGGAUCAACAGGUGGAGCGUUUGAUCAGAGAAAAUAAGCGCAUGGUGGACGAGGCAGUGGCUAAAAUUGCACUUUUACAAGACUGUCCACUACCGGUUGGUUUUAUAUACGUACAAUUGCCGAGUCAGGCCGAUCCUAAAACACUGUGGCCUAAAUCUACGUGGUCCGACGUGACGUCAGCAUAUGCGGGUCAAUUUUUUCGUGCUGAAGGCGGUGGUAGUCUUAAUUUCGGCGCCGGUGUUCAAUCGGAGGACGCGCCCCGAUUGUCACAUGUUAAGCGCGUGACUGCUCAUCAUGAAUACCUAGUUGAUAUUGAUAUUGUACCAGGAACAUUUAGCGGUUAUAUGUUUACAGGAUCUUAUGCUUCAACUGAUAACUAUCUUAUUCGCUCAGCUGAAGUGCGUCCCCGGAAUCAGGCCAUGCGCAUUUUCAAACGCGAUAAAUAG